AUGUCUACCCACAACACCCCAACACGCACCACCCCAACAUCCCGCCCACCAACCACCAACGCAAGCACACAAACCCAACCACAAACCCUAACACAACCCCCCCUCGACCUCCCCCAAUCCCUCUGGUUCUACACCCCCGACCAAUACAUCCCCGUCCCCGAAUCAACCCGCGAAUGCAUAACCUACGUCCGCACGUGGGCAAAACGAGUCGACAACUACGGCCACUACAGGCACCCCAAGAACCCCGCCACGAUCCCCUUUUUCUGGCAGCCCGGCGGCACGAGAGCCUUGCGACCGGUGGAGUACACGAGGUUUUCUUUUGGUGAGGAGAUGGAGUAUGAGGUGGAUGGGGAUGAUGGGUAUGAGUCGGCGUCUUCGUGUGCUGAGUCGGUGUUUGAUGGGGAUGAUGUGGAUGUGGAUGAGAUGAAGGCUGAGAAGGGUGAGAUGAGGGAUGGAAUGGAUAGCGAUGCGUAUGAGGGGUCUGUUCCGGAUUUGGUGGAUUAUGAACCGCCUUUGCUUGAAUCGUAUCAGGAUUGGAAUCCGAGGUUUGAUGCAGCUGUACAAGCAGAGAUCUUAGCGGACGCAGAGUACCUUUAUAAAGAGUUCGGCUAGUUCUUUCCUCUCCCCUUCCCUUCUUUUCCUCCCCCCUCCUCAUCCCCCCCAUCCUCCCCCAUCCCUCAGAAUCCCUCACGACUAACAAACAACCCCCCAGGCAUCCAAAAUUUCAAAUGGGCCCUCUUCUACCUCGUCCCAUAUUGGUCCUUUGAAAAGACCGUCAAAAUGAUAAAGUUCCUAGACCUACCCAAGAGGUUGCCGCAAAACUUCCUCAAAGGGAUCUACAAGACUUCCUUCGAUUUCGAGGAGCAUUUUGA
Hymenoscyphus albidus is the source of this 872-nucleotide messenger RNA. Lineage: Eukaryota; Fungi; Ascomycota; Leotiomycetes; Helotiales; Helotiaceae. The record is from the annotation of a GenBank genome assembly.